AUGGCUCCACUGGUCAAGGUUGCUGUGAUACAAUUGUAUCCAAAGCCGAUGCAGCCCGAGCACAACUUCAACAAGGCCGCAACAUAUAUUCGAAGUGCGGCUGCGCAAGGUGCAGAAUUGGUUGUAUUACCUGAAUACCACCUCACGAACUGGCUGCCCAAGGAUCCAGCAUUCGUCGGCUUAUGCGACCAAUGGGAAACGUACUUGAACAAGUACAAGGAUUUGGCCAAAGAAUGUAGAAUAUGUAUUCAGCCUGGCACGAUUGUGGAGUCCCAUCCCCAGGAGGAAGCGGAUGAGAACAAGCUGCUCAAUGUAGCUUACUUUAUUGAUCAUGAGGGUAAUGUCGCUGGUAAAUACGUUAAAAAGAACUUGUGGCACCCCGAACGCGAGCAUCUAACAGGCAGCGGGCGAGACGUCCAUGAGGUCUUUGACACGCCCAUCGGCAAGGUGGGCAUGCUAAUUUGCUGGGACUUGGCCUUCCCCGAAGCAUUUCGCGAGCUCAUUGCCAAUGGUGCGGACAUUAUCAUCACACCUACUUUCUGGACGCUGAACGACUGCAAUGCUGCGGGGUUGGCGCUGAAUCCGAGCUCGGAGGCGCUGUUUUUGGAUAGUAUGUUAACGAGUAGGGCCUUUGAGAAUACGUGCGCCAUCGUCUUCGCCAACGCGGGAGGCCCGCCCGGUCACGGCUACGCCGGCCUUUCGCAAGUCGUAGUACCGUUCAUAGGACCCCUGGUGCGCAUGGGCAGCUGUGCGGAGGGAAUGAGCGUUGUGGAUAUUGACAUGCAAGUGUUGAAGGACGCUGAAGAGAACUAUCAAGUCAGGGCGGAUUUGGCGAGGGACGAUUGGCAUUAUGACUACAGGCAUUCGAAUUCGAACACGAAGGACAGCGAGGAUGGGAAGGCCAGAGAGAGGUUGUAG
Messenger RNA from Didymosphaeria variabile, 918 nucleotides. RefSeq lists its product as uncharacterized. Gene Ontology annotation, molecular function: hydrolase activity, acting on carbon-nitrogen (but not peptide) bonds, in linear amides. Lineage: Eukaryota; Fungi; Ascomycota; Dothideomycetes; Pleosporales; Didymosphaeriaceae. The transcript is spliced from 5 exons. The record is from RefSeq and is a predicted model, not a curated record. Bases 1 to 918 code for a protein of 305 amino acids.